AUGCCUACCAUGUGGUUAUCAGAGAAUCAGAAAGUCGGCGCUGUAUUUUGUUCGGCUGGCGGACUGUUUCUCUUCGGAGGAGUACUGAUGUUCUUCGAUCGUGCUUUACUUGCCAUGGGAAACAUCCUCUUCCUAAUCGGCCUCUCCCUAAUAAUUGGUCUCGAAAAAACCCUCGCCUUCUUCACCCGCCGCCAAAAGAUCAAAGGAACCAUCGCCUUCGCCUCCGGCAUCCUCCUCAUCUUCCUGCGCUGGCCGCUCACGGGCUUCCUAGUCGAGCUGUACGGUCUGUUUAUCCUUUUCGGCGACUUCUUGAUUACGAUUGGGCAGUUUGCAGGGAAUAUCCCGGUUGUGGGGCCUUAUAUUCGCAGGGGGUUGGAGAUUUUGGCGGGGGGGACGAGGAGUAAUGCUGAGUUGCCGGUUUAG
Molecule: messenger RNA, 423 nt
Organism: Aspergillus chevalieri
Lineage: Eukaryota; Fungi; Ascomycota; Eurotiomycetes; Eurotiales; Aspergillaceae
Gene: GOT1
Product: Got1 family protein
Exons: 5
Coding region: 1-423 (140 amino acids)
Biological process (GO): retrograde transport, endosome to Golgi; endoplasmic reticulum to Golgi vesicle-mediated transport
Cellular component (GO): Golgi membrane; Golgi cis cisterna; endoplasmic reticulum
Source: RefSeq, a predicted model, not a curated record